Messenger RNA from Megalopta genalis, 2965 nucleotides. Lineage: Eukaryota; Metazoa; Arthropoda; Insecta; Hymenoptera; Halictidae. The record is from RefSeq and is a predicted model, not a curated record.
CCUCGAGUGUGUCAUAAAGCUGGUGUCGUUGCGAAACGGUCGCAGUCUCCGCUCGUUCGCGAUCUCUCGAUUGGCCAACGUUGUUCCUAGGCUGCUCUAGCAUCUGGAGCUCGUCGUUAACGGUUCGCGAGUGCUCGUACAUCGGUGAACUAUUUUCUGGAAGGCUUCGUCGAUUGUGAACCAGCUCUGUUCGUCGGUCCGAUCUGCCGGGAUCUAGGAGUCGAUUGAUUAGCGGUCGAUAGUCGGGACAACUUCGACGCUUCGAGAAAACGCGAUUCGUUGCUGAGAUUGGAUUGAAAUUGCUGUUGAAGUUGCAAUCUCGGGUCAGCAGGGCUAUCACCGGUCACUUUGCGGUUCUUUUUUAUUGUGCAGCUUCGGCAACGCAAAAGUCGAAGGUCUGUGUUCAGUGCUGGUCGAAACGUUUCCUCGUGAUCCUCGGGAUAUCGUCGAUGGCUCCGUCCACGUUUAGAAGGAAUCGCCAAUAGCCACCGUCCCCCGAUCGAUCACCCACGGUCAAGUUCAGAGUUACCAGGAGAACGAGUUUCUCGUCGCCCAAGGCAGUCGAACCUCCCGCAACGGUCAGGAUGUCGAACGUGUCCGGAACAAUGGAGCCCGAGGCCGUCGUCGGGAAGCAGGCACUCGUGCGCCGGAUGUUCAACAUGGUGAAAGACGACAACUACAGCGGGCCGCCCGCGCCGUUGCUGUCCAGACACGCGUCGAUGCAGAAGAUCCGGCAUUGCUGCCAGAAUUUGAACCUGUUGCCGUAUCUGUUGUACUCGUUCGACAACUCGAAGUCGCACCCGAUCGCCCGCAAAGUGCACCUCUGCUUCGACCAGCUGCUGCAGGUGGUGACGGCCAGGCUGCUCUGCCUGUACGAGCAGUUCCGGCAAACCUUGCUCCAAGAGAUCCAGACCUCGAAGGAGCUCAGGACAAGCCAGGAGCCGGAGGGACCGAGGUCGGAGCUCGACGCUUGCAGGCUCGCGGUGAAAUUCGACAGCAUACCACGACGAAAGCGCAAGCAGACGCCGCUCUACCUGACCCUGGCGGUCUACCUGGCCCCGUUGCUGCUUUUCUUGCAGUUGGUGGGCCUGCUGGGCCUCAUGGAGAUCGCGAAAUGCACGCCGGGCUUCAUGUUCCUGACCUCCGCGCUCCUCUUUCUCGGCUGCAUCUCCCUCAAGGUCUUCUUCCACGAGACCGUGCCACGGCCGGCCAGACGCCAGAAGAACAAAGUGCUAUGAUCGUGUUAGCUCGCGUACAUUCCAUGCUCAUGUCCACGUCCAUGCCCAUAUGCCCAUUCUCAUCUCCCACAACGAUCCAUUCGGCUCUCCACCGGGCGGACCAGGCUGCUGUUCUUUCCGGCUUCGUUCACCGCUUCGACGCUCUCGAACGAUCAUUUUAUCGGUGUUACCAGCUUCGUAGUCAGCGUAUGCCGGGCCCGCCUGGUCCCCGUUCGUUCCUCUUUCCGAUUUUCCUUCGUUGUUCUCUUGUGCGAACCGUGCGGCGUCGCGGGUACGCUAACGAUGGGGGUUAGAGCUUCUGACCCCAACGCGACCGUACCCCUUAGAGGAUCGGUGAGCGAUUGCGAGCGGACGCGCUGUUCGCAGCGGGGAAGGUGGUAGUCGGCUCUCACGAAUCGAUUACAUUUCCGGCAAUUAUUUUUAGAUGUAUAUCGCAAGUGAUCCAAUUUAUUGUUCGCCGUGAUUAGUGCGCGUUUAUCGCCGAGCGUGCGCACAAAUCUUUCUUAGCCAGAUUCAGCUGUUCGUUUUCGAUAGAAUGGUCUCGCCGUGGAAAUAUUCCCUGAUCCGGAAUUGGCAUGAAUACGUACGAAAUGGCUGAAUUUGACUGAAACUUUUCUGAAUGGAUUAACAACAGCGGAGAAUGCAUUGUUUUACUUGCACCGCGCCUCGAACGAACAACCCACUGUACAGGUCGCUGAACAUAUUUUUCCUCGUACUCGAUAAUAAUCUUAAGUAUGAUAUACCGAUUCAUUUCUGAUGAAGCUUGCUGGCGAACGUGUCGGCGUACCUUGACUCUGACCUUAACGUUUUGACUGACAGAAUUUGAAAAAUGAACGAAAGAGCGUAGGACGAAACGCUGACUGCAGUUUUCGCACCGAUGAAACCCGAACUCGAGAAGAAUUCAAGCAUUUUUUUAGCGGCGCAGUAUCGGGGAGAAAUUCGCGUGUACAUGUAUCAUAUUUAUAUUCACAAUAUAUAAUUUAUGAUGCACAAGAUUUUUGGACAGGAGAACAAGGUACACCGAAUCGUUCGUCGCGACACGUGCGAUUGAAAAUCGACCGGCUACCAACUUCUCGGAGCUGUUGGCAGUUCGCCGGAUUUCCUUGCGUUUCGUUUUCCGUUCUCGUCGGGUCUCCUCCGCUGUAAUUCCGCGAGAAUUACAAGAGUACAAAGGGUGUCGCGACUUUCGGAAGUUGCCCGAACGAGGGAUCGCUAUCUCGCAUCGUAUCCUCUGCAGCAGAAGACUGAGAAUUCGUUUUAAACUUGUUUUUCUUUAUGUUUUUUUUUUGUACAUAAUGAUAGGGAACGAGUGAAAGAUCGAAACCCGCGCGUAUAUGGACGAAAGACGCGUCUACGUAAAAUAUUGUAAUAUUCGUGUUAGGUAUACGAGACACGAGGGGAGACGAUCAUUUCUCUCUCUAUGUGCAUCAUCUUCACACGCUCACGCGCAUGUACACCGAGAAACAUGCACUUACGUGCACGCACACGCGUGCAGACACGUAUACAAAGACACAAAACACAGGCACAGAGUCCUCUUCGAGCGCCAUUUGUGAGACAGACUUGGUGCGUCCGUCGGGCGAGUUAGGCUAAUCUGUGAUGUAGUGGAGCCGAGUGUAUUUUCAAUGGCCACUCGGUGCUCCACUUACUUAAGUACGUUAAGGAUACAUGUGUGUAACGUCGCCAACCGUUUCUUUUUUUUUUUAAAUAUACGUUAAUUACAGAACGGA